Phytomonas sp. Hart1 is the source of this 774-nucleotide messenger RNA. The record is from the annotation of a GenBank genome assembly. NCBI's taxonomy places the organism in Eukaryota, Euglenozoa, Kinetoplastea, Trypanosomatida, Trypanosomatidae.
AUGUCAGCUAGCGAAGCUGAUCGUAAGCAUCUUGUUCCACUUCUUGAGUUUAUUGAUUUUUUAAGGAACUUUGGGGCACGUAAUGGGGAUCGCCUUCCCAAACGUAUGAAUGGGCCUUCCCAGUCUUCAGGCUUAUCUUUUCCUGAGCUAAACUUUUUCAUGAAACUCGAUGAAUAUGAAAAGAAAUCACCCCGAAUCGAGACUAACUUUCCUGAUGGAAUUACUCAAUUCACUAAAAUCGAAGCACGAUCAACUUCAACCUCAAUGACUUUCUCAGAUGAUGACGAGAAGGAAGUACCCCCUCCGAAGCGUAUACGCAUUAAAAAGGAAAUAAAUGACUUUGCUUUAAAUAAGCCCUCAAGUCUUUCUAUGGAAUAUGAACUCAUAUCAAGAGGUACACAGAAAGGUGUGUAUUUGUCGAAAUUUGUUGAUUUUGAUCUUUCGCUUUUGGGUUUGAUUCCCCUUAUAAUAGCUGACAAGAUCGACCGAAAGCUAGGAAAGCUAGCUUUAGGGAAAAAAUGCUGUUAUCUAUUAUUGGGAACAUCUCUUAUUGUCACGGGAAUUGUUGUAGACGUAAAUAUUAAAGAAGUAAAAAUGCAGGUUUCACCAGACCAUGGUAUCGAUAAAGAGGUUGACUGGAUAGAUGUAUAUCGUUUAUACGAAAUUCCAGAUAAUCUGGAAUCAGUUCAACGUUCUGUAACAAGUCACAUAAAAAAUAUUAUGGAUAUGGCUAUUACUAAAUCUAUGAAGCAAGAUUAUUGGGAUCCUUCUUAG